GCCAAGUGAAUUCGCUCCUCAAGAUGCCCAUCAUGGAGCUUCUUCACCAACGACAACGAAAGGGGUCACUCAGUAAUCUUACAACUUUGGCACUCGUAGCAAAUUUUGCGCUGGAGCCGAAUCUCUACUUAAUCCUCGCUGUACCAUCUCUACUUAAGUCCUCCGAACGACGUCUUUCUCUAGUCUCCCGUCUUCUUGAUCCGGUAUCGAGCCCCUAGGCCGAAGUCCUAGUUGCGAAGCUAGCCUCUAGCAAGUCACUUCUUAAACCUGAUAGGAAAAUGGAUGGGCUCAACGAGUACCGAACCGCACGUGUGGCCGAGAUCCUGGCGGACUUUCGAAACCUCCAAUAUUACAUCGCCGCGGCGCCCGUAGACCCCCCUAACGCCGACGACUACUACACCGAAGGCUGGGCUGCAAUGCGCCAGUGCGCGAUAGACGGCCAACACAUCCUCAACUGCGCGGCAGACGUGACGGUGCCCCAAGCCAGCGGCGGCGAAGCGGAGCAGGAAAAGGCAGAGCUCAAGCAAAUCCUCUUAGAUGCCUACUCCCGGAGGCACGAAGCCCAGAAGAUCUAUCUCCGCCAGGCAGCGGCACAGAGAUGGGUCGAAUAUCGAGAGCAGGUACUACAAGGCCAGCGGCCAAACGCCGCGAAUCGACGGCAACUGAGAACUGUUGACGAACAACUACGAAGCGAACUCGGUCAGAUCACCGAUGAUGCGGUCUACCUCGAGCUCCAAACUUCCGACACCAAUAUGGCACGCUGGACAUCCGAAGACCCGAGCCUACGAACGGUGCAGCGCUGGGUGCGAGCGCGCCCGCAGACAACCUAGCCCACACGUGGAAACGGAGUAGGCGGCGAUGCCAAUAGCGUGAAUUACCGUCUAGGGUUCUAACGACCCGUUCCUCCCCUUGGUAUGGGUACAGCGCAACGACAGAGGAAAAAACAUUCGGUCGAUGAUGGAUAAGGGGGGGGACUACUCACACUACGAUCAUUCAGCAGAUACAAGCAAGCAACAGCGGGAAACUACGAUAUCACCAAGACAUGCUAAGCAAGCACAUUUUCUUUACCACCACUAUACGAACCUAUAGAUUAGGAUUCACCCCCUCCCCGGACGCUCCCUUGACGGGAGGGUUGUAGGGGACAGGCACACAAGAAAACGAAUCGAAAACCAGCGAAAAAGA
Durotheca rogersii is the source of this 1182-nucleotide messenger RNA. RefSeq lists its product as uncharacterized. Lineage: Eukaryota; Fungi; Ascomycota; Sordariomycetes; Xylariales; Xylariaceae. The transcript is spliced from 4 exons. The coding region runs from base 279 to 830 and encodes 183 amino acids. The record is from RefSeq and is a predicted model, not a curated record.